Messenger RNA from Durio zibethinus, 2026 nucleotides. The record is from RefSeq and is a predicted model, not a curated record. NCBI's taxonomy places the organism in Eukaryota, Viridiplantae, Streptophyta, Magnoliopsida, Malvales, Malvaceae.
UCGUUCCAAAAUUUUAGCCUUUUUACUUCCCCACUCAUCAACAGCGUGGAAAGAUGAGCUUUGAGCUUGAGAUUGGGAUUGAAUAAAUAAAUGAUCAGAAGAUUAUAGCAGCAGCAAAGCAAGAUCCUCUUCUUCUGACUCUUUACCUUUUCAUCAUCUGUCGUCAGCAACCGUGAGCCGCUAUGGCGACGACUAAGUGCCCUGCUCCUCCAAAUUCCAACCAAGAUAAACCCCAAACAACUUCAGAGGUUGUUCAACAGGCAAAUGAGGUUCAACAAGAUUUUAGGCCAGAGGAUAAUAAACAGAAUGAUCCAGCAUCUGUGUUUGUGAACUCUGAACCAAUACGAGAGGACCAAAUUUUGAAUGCUGUCAAAUUUCUUUCACAUCCCAAAGUUAGGGGUUCUCCUGUUAUUUAUAGAAGAUCCUUUCUCGAGAGAAAAGGCCUUACAAAAGAGGAGAUAGAUGAAGCUUUCCAACGUGUGCCUGACCCACCUCCUAGUUCACAGCCACCUAGUUUGAAUCAAGAUGGGCAAGUGAAGUCUUCAUCUAACGUUCAAGCUCAAGCCACAAUGCAAACUCCCCAGCCUGUGGCAGCUGCUCCUCCUGGUAAUGCAUCUGUGGGGACACUUGCACGAUCACAGUUUCAUUGGUAUCAUGUUGUUUUUGCGGUAGGUUUACUGGCAGCUUCAGGAGCUGGCACAGCUGUAUUGAUCAAGAAUGCUAUUAUCCCAAGGUUGAAAUCUUGGAUACGUAAAGUUGUGUUGGAAGAAGAAAAUGACCAUGCAAAGAAAAGUGAUGCAAAACCAAGUUUGUUAGAAGAGGCAGCAGCUGCAGCAAAAGCUGCUGCGGCUGCAGCUGCUGAUGUUGCAAAAACAAGCCAGGAAAUGUUAAACUCAAAAGAUCUUGUCAAGAAGCGCUUUGAGAAAUUUAUGAAUCUGAUAGAUGUUCAAGUACAAGAAAUGAAGUCGAUGAGUAAUGCCAUAAGGAAAUUGGAAGGACAAGCUAAUAGCUCUGGUAGAACAUUCAUUGAUCAUGAAGGUCAUAGAGUAUCAGCCUCAAGUACAAAGCAAUCCUAUGCAAAUGGCAAGGCGGAUGCUGAUGCGCGCUCAGUGAGAUCCUCAUCACCACCUACAUCUGCGGAACCACCUCACCCAAAGUCAUAUAUGGAGAUUAUGGCAAUGAUCCAAAGAGGGGAGAAACCUUCAAAUAUCAGAGAAGUUAAUGAUAUGCCUCCCAACCCUAACCAACAACCUUCAAAUCCUCUCAUAGCACCAAGAACUAAGCCUUGGGAGGCCCAAAAUGGCUCCAGCCAGGUACUCCAGUCUCAAGUAAGUGCUGAAGGCUUGAAUCAAAAAGUACAAGGCAAUGGGUUAAACUAUCUGGAUGAUGAUGAGGACUCAACGCCUUGGUGGCAACGGAAAAAUGUCAGAAUCACAGAGAUUGAAAAUGAAGACGAACUUAAGGCUGGAGCUUAUGGGAUGAAAACCAAUGAACAACCAGUUCAACGUACAUGGGUUCCUCCUCAGCCACCACCUGUGGCAAUGCCUGAAGCAGCUGAAGCCAUUCGACGGCCAAAAUCAUCAGCUCUUAAAGAAACUGGUGCACAACAAUUAACUGAUGAACAGUCAGUGGCUCGACCCUCAGAGGUAACUGAUGAGUUACAAAAGAUCGCAAAAAUAUCUGAGUCAGCAGGUGCAAUGGAGUUGAAUGGGGGUUUUUCGGGUGUAAAGUCCACUGAGAUACAAGAACAUGAACACAGCUUUGAAGGGAACUGAAGCCGGAUUCACUCUCCAGGGUAAGCUUGAUCUAAGGUUUACGGAUGCAUAUGUUUAAAAAAGAUAGAAAGCAGCCAAGAUUAUUUUUCUGUCAUCAUCUAAACUAUUGUGCCCUAAAAUUGAGCAUCGCCGCGGUAUAUGUAGACCUUUCUAAUCAUUACGAGUACAGUAUGUAGACUAAUAAUAAUAAUAAUAAUAAUAACAAUGCAUUGGCCUCAAUUUUGUUUCAAAGUAUCUUCUUUGAGUCAUUC